GUUGAGAAAUGUGACGUGACAUCAAAAUGCGUAAAUUUAAAUUGAGAAUUGUUUUAUUUAAAGCUUUCGUGACUGCAGGGAUUUAUCUGGUUAUAAGGUCGGUCGGCUACAGACAUCAGCAGUCGGAGUUCAUCACGACCACGGUGGUGAGAUGUUGACUCCCUCGCCCGGUACUCAAGCAGUCGUGGGUUCAAUCCCUCGUACCAGGUGAGGAAGUUAACAUCUCCCAGCCACCGUGAUGAUGACGAUGAUGAUGAGUGAGACAUGACAACUCACAAUAUACAGCAGCAGCAGCAGCGGGCAUCGUCGGGAUGGAACCCACGACCUCUUGCGUACCGUGCGAGGUGUGUUGACAUCGUCACCCCCGCUCCGCUUCUCCUGCACAGAGUCGCUGGCCGUGAGAACUCCGAUGGGUUCCGUCUCCCCGCCGCUGCUGCUGCUGCUGCUGGGACUCUGCGCCUUCGCACAGCUGGGGGCAGUCGCCAGCGCCGCCUGGUGGUCGCUGGCAAUGUGGGUCCCCCCGGCAGUGGACCCCUCGCAGCGUCCGCUGCUGCUGUGCAGCGUGGCCCCGGGGCUGUCCCCCGCACAGCGCCACGUCUGCCGGCAGCAGCCGCACUUCAUGAAGCUCGUGGUGGACGGCGCGCGGCUGGCGAUCGCCGAGUAUCGGCACCAGUUCCAGGCGAAGCGCAAGCGCAAGGCGCCGUGCACGGAGGACGGGCUGGUCCCUUUGGCUCGGGCAGACCAGCAGAACCAAUCACCUAGAUUCCCCAUCAACUACCGGGACCAGGCCCCGACUUGUCUUCCCAUUGGCUGA
Lethenteron reissneri (Far Eastern brook lamprey) is the source of this 814-nucleotide messenger RNA. RefSeq names its product protein Wnt-5b-like. Gene Ontology annotation, biological process: multicellular organism development; Wnt signaling pathway. The record is from RefSeq and is a predicted model, not a curated record. Gene Ontology annotation, molecular function: signaling receptor binding. Gene Ontology annotation, cellular component: extracellular region. Lineage: Eukaryota; Metazoa; Chordata; Hyperoartia; Petromyzontiformes; Petromyzontidae.